Molecule: messenger RNA, 889 nt
Organism: Prunus dulcis (almond)
Lineage: Eukaryota; Viridiplantae; Streptophyta; Magnoliopsida; Rosales; Rosaceae
Product: universal stress protein YxiE-like
Exons: 4
Coding region: 170-652 (160 amino acids)
Source: RefSeq, a predicted model, not a curated record
ACCUAUGAAAGCCCGCCCCCUGUUUUCUUCAACCACCAUUUUGAUAAAACAGGAGGGAGAGCUUCUGUUGAGCCCAUAAACUCCCAAAAUAUCUGAUAAAUAGAGAGAGUACUCUCUGCUUUUUCCAACUACAUACAAAUUAUCUGCCCUGUUUUGUAAAACCUAGACAAUGGCUGAGGCAAUGGAAAACGGAACUGGCACUGACAAGAAGGUGAUGGUGGCCAUUGAUGAAAGCGAUUGCAGUCACUACGCUCUCAUGUGGGUUCUUGACAACCUCAAAGACUCCAUAACCAAGUCUCCCUUGAUCAUCUUCGUGGCUCAGCCACCUGCCACCGGAAAUAUAACAUUUGCUGCGCCUCUCGGCGUUGCUCGCAUGUAUUACCCUAUUUCAUCCACUCCGGGUUAUGUUGAAUCUGCCCAGGAGAAUCAUAGGAAGUUUGCGGUGGCUCUAUUGGAGAAAGCUAAACAGAUAUGUGCUAGUCAUGGGGUAGAGGCAAGGGUCGUUACAGAGAUUGGAGAUCCUAAAACAGCCAUAUGUGAUGCUGUUGAAAAACACAACAUCAAUUUGCUGAUUCUAGGGGAGCGUGGACAUGGCACAAUCAAAAGGGUUGUAUCUUGGAGUUUCGUAGAUCGUCAGUACCUGCACAUAUGAAGGCUACAAAGGCUUUAUGACAAUAUCUUUGACGUGCUUCACUGUACCAAACUCACCUUCUUACUUAUAAUUUAUCUUGCUUUUACUUACCUAUCAAUUUGUUUCAGUUUCAUUAUACCUUAAUAGCUUUCCAAUUUCUUUAUAUGUUAUUUAUAAUAUAAAGGUUUUUGUAUUUGGCUUUACAAAAAGAGCAAAACUAUAUUUUUUAUAACAAUCUAAAGCCUUUAUAGAUUAAAA